AUGUCCAUGUUAGUGCAUCAGUUUACUUCCACUUCAAAUGUGUUGGACAUACGUACAAAGGCCCUCGAAAUUUCUCCGCUAUGGGGUAGAUGUUUACUAAUAUUGGAAAUCGAAUAUAUGCACCGACUGGAACAUUACAUCCUAUUACGAGAGCCUUUCUCGCAGGCGGUUCACCAGCAAGCAUUCAUUCCAUACAUGGACGAAGACCUUGAUAGACUUGCCAAUGUUUUUAUCAACACCAAGAUAAUGAAAGAAGUGCCACAAGCCAAGAAACAGCUGAGAAACGUGAAUAAGGACGUCAUCAACAAGGUCGCAAACAAAAUUGAAACAUCGUCAGCUUUGACUUCGUCCAAAAAGCGUCCUAUAAACUUAUCAUCAUCAACUUCAUACUUAAAAGUUCAAUCUUUAUCUGAAGAAGAAUCAUCCAUUCGACUUUCUAAUGAUUCAUUGCCACACACAUCCAAUCUGUUAACUGAAACAGAAAACUCACCAAAGCAUGCCACAGACAAAUCACCAUCAACUCCCUCAGGGCGCAUAUCAUCUGCUUCGAAGCUUAAUGACACGCCACCAUCGCUGUUCUCGCCCACAAAAUCAGAACAAUUACAUUCACCCGUCCCUAUUAUUGAAACUAAUACAAUAUUAUCACCUCCCCCCUUCUUAGAAGUGGUUGAAACGGAUGAUAUUGUCUGCGAUACUACUAAGCUAUCCAUUGCCACAAUUAUUAAACAGGAGAAUGAAAACAAAUCAACCAACUAUUCCAAAACAAACAUCGCAUCUCAGAUGCUUCCUCCUUUGGACCCUGCCCUCAGCACAAUCUUGAAAGUCAUCGAUGCCAUGCUAAAUCAGACUAACAUCAAAAUGGAGCUACUGUAUAUGUAAAAAAUCUAUGGCAAGCACCAUUUUGCCAGCCUCAUGCUUUCUUCUCAAAUUUUUGAACAUAUACUGAAUCUACUGGAUCAGGAAUCUGAUUUACUCCAACUCAAGCCCACUACUAUGAUCUCUGAAACUAGCUACGUCACGUACAUUUGGCUUCCCCUGUUUAGAAAGCUGUUCCAUACUGGCACCAAUAUACAGAUCAAAACUGGCGAAGCUACAUUCCCAUUCUCC
This is a messenger RNA of Rhizopus microsporus ATCC 52813, 1107 nucleotides long. RefSeq lists its product as uncharacterized. Lineage: Eukaryota; Fungi; Mucoromycota; Mucoromycetes; Mucorales; Rhizopodaceae. The coding region runs from base 1 to 879 and encodes 292 amino acids. The transcript is spliced from 4 exons. The record is from RefSeq and is a predicted model, not a curated record.